UGAUUGCCUGCCUCCAGGCUCCAGUAGUAACUGACAACAACUUUACUGUUAGAGUGUUAACGUCAUUCGACUCAUUCGGCUACCUCCGUCCGUAAUAUCAAAUAUGAAUGCCGUGUUUUCGUUGUUGGUAGUCGCUAUAUUAUAGUUGAUUUUGAACUUGUGAUUUGUAUUUUGUUAUAUUUUGUUAAAACUCGAUUAUAACCAUAUCAUUAUUGUCUACUUACUAGUAUAAUCAGACCAGUAGAAAAUCCSGACUUGUAACGGUUUGAAUCAUAAUUGAAUUCGUGAUCAAAAAUAAUUCGCAUUUCAAUGAUAUUUGUCGUGCUUUAAUUGUUUGGAAAUAAAAACUGAUAGCCGUGUUCGUAAUCUGUAACUUAAUAAAAAGAUAUUGAUUUGAAUUUAAAAAUAUGGAGAGAAAGACCCGUAGGAUGAAAAUGAAGACUGUGGAAAGCUUAGUUUGUUUGGUAAAAUCAGUGGAAAAUCAACACACCACUAUUGAUUUACAAAACGAAACUUCAGUGUACGGAUUUGUUAAAGAAGUUGAUUGUGAUAUGAACGUGACUUUAUGCGAUGUUAUUGUUACCGAUCCAAAUGGUAAUCGAUAUUCUUGUGAUAAUUUCUUUUUAAAAUCAAGAUUGAUACGUUAUGUUCAUUUAUCUCAAACUAUCGAUAUAUUUCAAGCUAUGAAAGAUGUAAUUAGAAAAACCUUUCCUGCUAGAGUUAAGAAAACAAAAACGUAUUCCUUGAAGAAAAAGAAAACAUUAGCUAGACAAGAAGAACUUAAAAGGGAAGUACAAAAUAUGAAUAGUAAAGAAGGUUAUAAAUCCUAGUUACAGUAUGCUAGUAUUCAUUAUUAAUUUAAGUUUUUUUUUCAACUGUAAAUUCUUUGUAGAUAUGAUUUAAACUAUUCUUUCAAUAUAAUAUUUUAGAUUUAGAUUACAUAGUUAUACGUCAGUCAUGGUAUAUUCUGAAGAUACUAUGU
Molecule: messenger RNA, 982 nt
Organism: Diuraphis noxia (Russian wheat aphid)
Lineage: Eukaryota; Metazoa; Arthropoda; Insecta; Hemiptera; Aphididae
Product: U7 snRNA-associated Sm-like protein LSm10
Biological process (GO): mRNA 3'-end processing by stem-loop binding and cleavage
Cellular component (GO): nuclear body; cytoplasmic U snRNP body
Molecular function (GO): U7 snRNA binding; histone pre-mRNA DCP binding
Source: RefSeq, a predicted model, not a curated record